Molecule: messenger RNA, 6235 nt
Organism: Papaver somniferum (opium poppy)
Lineage: Eukaryota; Viridiplantae; Streptophyta; Magnoliopsida; Ranunculales; Papaveraceae
Product: guanine nucleotide exchange factor SPIKE 1-like
Exons: 31
Coding region: 465-6002 (1845 amino acids)
Biological process (GO): small GTPase-mediated signal transduction; positive regulation of GTPase activity
Molecular function (GO): guanyl-nucleotide exchange factor activity
Source: RefSeq, a predicted model, not a curated record
CUCACUUCAUUAUCGGGUAGAGAGAGAGUGCGUUUAUGGAACUGAGAUUUUGCUGGAGCUACAAGGUAUUACAGCUCAAUCCACUCACUUCUAGUAGUAGUAGUCAAAAAGUAUUGAAGAAAAAUAAAAUUUAUCCAUCCAAGUUUUCCUUUCUCUUCAAGUAUAAUGCUCAACUAAUUCCCUUUUCUCAUCUUCCUCUUUUUAUCAUCAUCAUCAUCAGAGCAGUAGUAGUAACAGUGCUUAUGUAACUCAACAAUCUUUAACUUAAAUCAUUCCAUUUACUCCCAACUUCAUUUCCACUUCUGUAACUCAACAAAAGGGUGGUUAUGAGUGAGACUGGAGUGAUGUUUUUAGGUUUGAAUUAUUUCACUCCGAAUGAUGGUUUCUAGGGUUUCAUUUUCGAUCUGCUUUGUUUUUAUGCCCUAAACGAACCAACUCUUCUUUCCUGACACCAAAAGUUGCAGAUGAUGGACGAAUUAUCAUCUAAUGGACAGCGCUUUAGAAAACUCCCACGGCAUUCUCUUCUUGGGAAUUUGGAGUUGGAUCCACUGCUGAAUGAAAACUUGGAGCAGUGGCCACAUCUGAAUGAAUUGGUUCAUUGCUACAAAGCUGAUUGGGUGAAGGAUGAAAGCAAGUAUGGGCACUAUGAAAGCAUUGCUCCUAUUUCAUUUCAAAAUCAAGUUUUUGAAGGGACUGAUACUGACAUCGAGACGGAGAUGCGUCUUGCAAGUGCAAGGCAUUCUGCUACCGAAGAUGCUACUGAUGAUGACGUCCCUAGUACUUCAGGAAGGCAAUCGUUAGAGGUUAUUACAGCUGACAUCUCAUUCUCACAUGUUUUAAAGCAUUUCGGUGAAUCUCCAUUGCCUGCUUAUGAGCCAGCUUUCGAUUGGGAAACCGAGAGGUCAAUGAUAAUUGGGCAAAGGACGCCAGAAACUAAGACACAAUCUGGCAGUGGGUUGAAGAUUUCAGUGAAGAUUUUGUCCUUGUCAUUCCAAGCAGGGCUAGUCGAGCCAUUCUAUGGUACAAUCUGCUUAUAUAAUAGGGAAAGGAGAGAAAAAUUAUCGGAGGAUUUCUAUUUUCAUGUGCUACCGGCUGAAUUGCAGGAUGGUAGACUUUUUUCUGAGCAUCGGGGUAUUUUCUCUUUGGAUUCCCCAUCAACAUCAGUUUGCCUGCUUAUACAGUUAGAGAAGCCCGCCACAGAAGAAGGCGGAGUCACCCCUUCUGUGUAUUCACGCAAGGAUCCAGUUCACUUGACCGAAAGAGAAAAACAGAAACUUCACGUAUGGUCUCGGAUCAUGCCUUAUCGGGAAUCUUUCUCUUGGGCUAUGGUUCCACUGUUCGAUAACAACAUUGCUUCUUCUUCUGGUGGUGCUGCCUCCCCCAGCAGUCCACUUGCUCCUGGUAUAUCUGGAUCUGGUUCCUUUGAUAGUAUUGCUGAACCUGCCACUAAGAUUGGCUUAGACGGGAAGCUGGCUAGGUCUUCUGACGGGAGUUCUUUCAUUGUCGAAAUAUCAAACCUAAAUAAAGUUAAAGAAAGCUAUACAGAGGACUCCCUUCAGGAUCCUAAACGAAAGGUCCAUAAACCCGUGAAAGGCGUACUAAAACUAGAGAUCGAAAAGAUUCAGGUCAGCCGGGUUGAGUUUGACAAUAUUUCAGAAAGUGGAAGUGUGACCAAUGAUUGCGUUGAUGCCGGGGAUCGUUUUGUUGAUUCUGCUGCUAUUAAGGGUCUGAGCAGCAGUGAUGGACCACAUAAUGGCAAUUCCUUCCACAACGGAAAACACAUACAUAGAAAUGGUUCAAAUGUUCUUGGUAGUACUGCCGAUUUCAGUUCUGAUGAUUUCCAAGCUUUUGACUUCCGUACAAUGAUAAGAAGCGAACCUUUUACACAACUUCUUCACUGUCUGUAUAUAUAUCCGUUAACUGUCAGUUUGGGCCGGAAAAGGAACUUGUUUAUACGUGUUGAGCUGAAAAAAGAUGAUGCUGAUCCGCGCAAACAGUCUUUGGAGGCAAUUUAUCCAAGGAAUUCAGGAGAACCACUCCAGAAAUCUGCCCACACACAAGUUGCUGUUGGGGUCAGAGUUGCCUGUUACCAUGACGAGAUUAAAAUUUGCCUUCCUGCCAUUUUCACACCUCAGCAGCAUCUCCUAUUUACUUUCUUUCAUGUUGACCUUCAAACAAAACUCGAAGCUCCAAAGCCUGUGGUGAUUGGAUAUGCUGCCCUUCCACUGACAGUACAUGCUCAGAUGCGAUCUGAAGUUUCCUUACCAAUUAUGAAAGAACUUGUUCCUCAUUAUCUGCAAGAUGGUGCCAAGGAGAGGCUGGAUUUCCUGGAAGACGGGAAAACUGUAUUUAGAUUGCGGUUAAGACUAUGUUCCUCUUUGUUUCCAAUUAACGAGCGUAUUAGAGAUUUUUUUCUUGAAUACGAUAGGCAUACACUCCGAACAAGUCCUCCUUGGGGGUCUGAGCUUCUUGAGGCAAUCAACAGUCUGAAAAAUGUUGAUUCAUGUGCGCUGCUGCAGUUUCUGCAGCCCAUACUGAAUAUGCUUCUUCACCUUAUAGGUGAUGGUGGUGAAACCCUUCAGGUUGCAGCCUUUCGAGCUAUGGUCAAUAUUUUAACUCGGGUGCAACAGGAAUCAUCAGAUGGCGCGGAAAGAAAUCGAUUUCUUGUCAACUAUGUCGAUUAUGCAUUUGAUGAUUUUGGCGGUCGCCAGUCACCUGUUUAUCCGGGCCUGUCCACAGUGUGGGGAAGUCUAGCUCGCAGUAAGGCAAAAGGCUAUCGUGUUGGACCAGUUUAUGAUGAUGUGCUGGCAAUGACUUGGUUUUUUCUGGAGCUAAUUGUAAAAUCCAUGGCACUGGAGCAAAACCGUCAUUUCUACCAUUCUCUUCCUCUAGGUGAAGAUGUCCCGCCAUUGCAGUUGAAGGAGGGUGUAUUCAGAUGUAUCAUGCAGUUGUAUGAUUGCCUUCUUACGGAGGUGCAUGAGCGAUGCAAGAAGGGAUUAAGCUUGGCAAAACGCUUGAACAGCAGUUUAGCUUUUUUUUGUUAUGAUCUUCUAUCAAUUAUUGAGCCUCGUCAAGUCUUUGAACUGGUGUCGCUUUACAUGGACAAGUUCUCUGGGGUCUGUCAAUCAGUUUUGCAUGAGUGCAAGCUUACUUUUUUGCAGAUAAUAUGUGAUCAUGAUCUUUUCAUUGAGAUGCCUGGCAGGGAUCCUUCAGAUAGGAACUAUCUUGCAUCAGUUUUAAUACAGGAACUUUUCCUUACCUGGGAUCAUGAUGAUAUAUGUCAACGAGCUAAAGCGGCUAGGAUCUUGGUUGUUCUCACUUGCAAGCAUGAGUUUGAUGCUCGAUACCAGAAGCCCGAGGAUAAAUUAUACAUUGCGCAGCUAUAUUUUCCACUUAUUGGACAGAUCCUAGAUGAAAUGCCUGUCUUUUACAACUUAAAUGCUAUUGAAAAACGUGAAGUAUUGAUUGUCGUGAUGCAAAUUGUACGAAAUCUGGAUGAUGCAUCUCUUGUCAAAGCUUGGCAACAAAGCAUCGCUCGUACCAGACUGUUUUUUAAACUCCUGGAGGAGUGCCUUGUUCUUUUUGAGCAUAAAAGACCAGCUGAUAGCAUGCUUAUGGGAUGUAGUUCUCGCAGCCCGGAUGGAGAGGGAUCUGGCUCCCCCAAAUACUCAGAUAGGCUUUCGCCUGCAAUAAACAACUAUUUGACUGAGGCAUCACGUCAAGACGUUAGAUCCCAGACAACGCCAGAGAAUGGGUAUUUGUGGCAGAGAGUCAGUCCCCAACUAAGUUCCCCAAGCCAACCAUAUUCACUGAGAGAAGCCCUUGCCCAGGCUCAGUCUUCAAGGAUUGGAACAUCAACCCGUGCACUAAGGGAGUCAUUGCACCCAAUAUUAAGGCAAAGGCUGGAACUCUGGGAAGAAAACUUGAGUGCUGCUGUCAGUCUCCAGGUUUUAGAAGUAACCGAGAAGUUUUCCACAGCUGCAGCAUCUCAUAGUAUUUCUACAGAUUAUGGGAAAUUAGAUUGCGUCACAUCAUUAUUUGUUAGCUUCUUUUCACAAAGUCAGCCUCUUGCUUUUUGGAAAGCGUUGGUUCCUGUAUUCAAUAGUGUCUUUAGUCUUCAUGGAGCAACAUUAAUGGCGAGGGAAAACGAUCGGUUUUUAAAGCAGGUUGCUUUCCAUCUUCUCCGGCUUGCAGUUUUUCGUAACGAUAGUAUAAGGAAAAGAGCAGUAACCGGGCUACAAGUACUUAUCAGGAGUUCCUUCUUUUAUUUUAUGCAUACAACAAGGUUGAGAGUAAUGUUGACAAUUACCUUGUCUGAGUUAAUGUCUGAAGUACAAGUAAGUCAAAUGAAACCUGAUGGAUCACUCGAAGAGAGUGGGGAAGCUCGUCGUCUUAGGAAGUCCAUGGAGGAAAUGGCUGAUGAAGAUAGAAGUCUUGACUUAUUGAGAGAGUGUGGGCUGGCUGAGAGUAUUCUCAGAGCAGUUCCCGAAAAUUCGGCAGAGGAUAGGUGGUCAUGGUCAGAGGUAAAAUAUCUGUCCAAUAGUCUCCUUCAGGCCCUUGAUGCGAGCCUGGAACAUGCUCUCGUGGCUACUGUGGUGAGUGUGGAUAGAUAUGCAGCAGCUGAGACCUUCUAUAGACUUGCAAUUGCAUAUGCUCCUGUUCCAGAUCUUCAUAUAAUGUGGCUGUUGCAUUUAUGUGAUGCACAUCAAGAAAUGCAAUCUUGGGCUGAAGCUGCCCAAUGUGCAGUCGCUGUUGCUGGUGUAAUUAUGCAGGCUCUUGUUGGAAGAAAUGAUGCUGUAUGGACUAGAGAUCAUGUGGCUGCAUUGCGCAAAAUCUGUCCUAUGGUCAGCAAUGAGAUAACUGCAGAGUCUUCUGCAGCCGAAGUAGAGGGUUAUGGUGCAUCUAAACUCACAGUUGACUCCGCUGUGAAAUACCUUCAGCUUGCCAAUAAGCUUUUCUCUCAAGCCGAACUCUAUCAUUUCUGUGCGAGUAUUCAGGAGCUGAUAAUUCCUGUUUAUAAAAGCAGGAGGGCAUUUGGUCAGCUUGCAAAAUGUCACACCUCCUUAACUAGCAUUUAUGAAUCGAUUCUUGAACAGGAAUCCAGUCCCAUCCCUUUCACCGAUGCAACAUACUACCGUGUUGGGUUCUAUGGCGAUCAGUUCGGGAAGCUUGAUAGAAAGGAAUAUGUAUACAGAGAACCUCGAGAUGUGCGGCUAGGGGACAUAAUGGAGAAGCUUAGUCACAUAUAUGAGUCUCGGAUGGACAGCAACCACACCCUGAACAUAAUUCCUGAUUCUAGACAAGUUAAAGCAGAUGAGUUGCAACCUGGAGUUUGCCAUUUGCAGAUCACUGCUGCCGACCCUAUUAUGGAAGACGAAGAUCUGGGCAGUAGAAGAGAGAGAAUCUUCUCUCUUUUACCCGGAAGCAUGCGUGCACGUGUGUUUGAUCACUUCUUGUUUGAUACCCCAUUUACCAAAAAUGGUAAAACCCAAGGUGGAUUGGAAGACCAAUGGAAGCGCCGUACUGUACUGCAAACAGAAGGUUCAUUUCCAGCGCUAGUGAAUCGGCUCUUGGUCGUUAAAUCUGAGUCACUUGAGUUUUCACCAGUAGAAAAUGCUAUUGGGAUGAUUGAAACUAGGACAGGUGCAUUGCGUAAUGAGCUGGAAGAGCCACGUAGCUCUGAAGGGGAUCAACUCCCACGCCUCCAAAGUUUACAAAGGAUACUCCAGGGCAGUGUUGCAGUUCAGGUGAACAGUGGAGUCUUGAGUGUGUGCACAGCUUUUUUGUCUGGUGAGCCUGCAACUAGGUUGCGGUCACAGGAAUUGCAGCAACUUAUUGCUGCACUUCUUGAAUUCAUGGCAGUUUGUAAGCGAGCAAUAAGGGUACACUUCAGGUUGAUCGGGGAAGAAGAUCAAGACUUCCACACACAGUUAGUAAAUGGGUUUCAAUCCCUUACGGCUGAGCUUUCUCAUUACAUCCCAGCCAUUCUUUCAGAGCUUUGAUGGUCUUCACCAUCUGUGGGAGUUGUUCAUAUUUUGUUCUUUUAUUGUUAUUUGUUUUUUUUAGGUUAAUUUUUUGGUAUUUCUUGCCUGCCCAGGGUUUCGUAUAUGAUUAGAUGUCUUGUGAGAUGUAUAUACUAUCCUCAAUACCACCCCACGUGUUUGUAAAAUGCAAUGUAUUCCCAUUUUUUCUUCCAAGUUAUAUUCUCUAAUUACAUGUCUUUAGUGUUUUGCUC